This is a messenger RNA of Ceraceosorus bombacis, 418 nucleotides long. The record is from the annotation of a GenBank genome assembly. Lineage: Eukaryota; Fungi; Basidiomycota; Exobasidiomycetes; Ceraceosorales; Ceraceosoraceae.
AGCGGUGCUGCGUUGCGAGAUCACAGCAACACGUCACUCGUUCGAAUCACAGCAUCGCGUCCGGUCCUUGAUCAGUAAUAGACCUGCUUAUAGAAGAGGCCCGACGUUUCAUGAUGCGUCAUCGAUCGAUCGCUGCAGGUGCGGCGCAAACCUUCGUGCCGGCGCAGCAUGCGCGCGUGCCCAUAUCCAGCUGGUCAAUCUACCAUGUACUGAGCGAAAGUGAUCCGGCCUGCAUGAAGCAUGGUGCAUGGGUUGGAGAGGUGUUCGUGCGCCGGCAAUCACGGGGGUAGAGGUCGCAUUGAUUUGGGGAUCUGUCAUGGUAUCGGUCACACAAAGUACAAGCGGGAUAAGAGUUGUUUCAGUAAUACAUGAUCCGUCUCUUCUUUUGUUACAUUUCAAACAAAAAAAAAACGAAACG